Molecule: messenger RNA, 1992 nt
Organism: Auanema sp. JU1783
Lineage: Eukaryota; Metazoa; Nematoda; Chromadorea; Rhabditida; Rhabditidae
Source: the annotation of a GenBank genome assembly
AUGAAACCACGGAUAAAAUGGUUUCAGCUCUUGCUGUUCCCUAGCAUCAUAUCCUUAUUUUCUGUUCAAUGUUUACCAUGUUCAUAUAAGGCUCCAAGAGCAGAAAAUAUUAUUUUGAAAGUUCCGUUGGGUAAUGAACUAAAUGAAGAUGAUGAGUUCGGGUCGUCAUUUCGUUCACGAAGAUCAGCCGAUGACAUAUUCCUGCCACUACGUAUAAGGCUUCAUUUUGAUGAUUCUAUUCGUAAUUUGACUGAAGAUAAGCAGUUAUAUGUUAAUAGUUCAUUAUUGCCUGAAGCCGCGGGAUUUUGGGAAAGAGCUUUACGGGUGAAACGAACUUCUGAUGCUCCGAUUCGUUUGAGACGAAAGUGCAUAUCAUCUUUCUAUUAUUAUCGCAAAGACAAACGAGCUUUAGCCUGUGAUAUAGGUUGUCGGGAUAUAACCAAAUGUGGAGAAGCUGUCAUACCUCACGAUCAUCUUCUGGACUGCUCCUAUUGCACUUCAUCAGAUGAUUGUUUCAAUAGCGGCGAUGUGGGAACAGGGAUAAGAGAAGCUGACUUCGUAUUGUAUGUCACAGCCAUCGCUACUCAACGAUGCGACAUGCCAGACACUCUGGCUUAUGCUGCACACUGUCAACAAGAAGCUGAACUAGAUAGACCAAUUGCUGGACAUGUCAACCUCUGUCCACAAGCUAUUUCCACACACAAACAUGACAGAGAAAUACUUGUUUCUACUGUGAAGCACGAAUUGCUACAUGCACUUGGUUUCUCUGUCGGCCUGUUUGCAUUCUUCCGGGAUGAGUAUGGUAAACCGAGAACCAAAAGAAAUAGUUAUGGGAAGCCAUUAACUCUCAAUAAGGAAAAGGGUAUAUACCUUUGGGAUUCUAAUACUAUCGAUACCAUCCUCCGAUUAGAUUGGUGGACAGGAAAAGGAAAGACCGUUCAUCCUGUACGAAUGAUGGUCACACCAAAAGUUCGCGAAGAAGCACGGAAACAUUUUGGUUGUCCGACAUUAGAAGGAGCUGAGUUAGAAAACCAAGGAGGCGAUGGAACAGCUCUGACUCAUUGGGAGAAGCGCGUUUUUGAGAACGAAGCAAUGACUGGUACUCAUACACAGAAUCCUGUCUAUUCUCGUCUUACGUUAGCAUUACUGGAAGACAGUGGUUGGUAUAAGCCAAACUAUGAGGUUGCGGAGGAACUACAUUGGGGUCGUAAUCUAGGAUGUUCUUUUGUGCAAAAAAGUUGCGGAGAAUGGAUUCAUCGCAAAAGAAAACAGGGUAAACUUCCUUUUCCCUAUUGCGAUGAAAUAAAACAUGAUGGUACGAAGUCAUUAGCUGUCACAAGAUGCACUUCACAACGGGAUUCUCUCUCUCUCUGUAACUUGAUUCCAUACAAACAGCCUCUUCCUCGACAGUUUCGUCAUUUUUCACAACUUGAUGGAAUUUCUGCUGAGGGUCUGCAGUAUUACGGAGGUGCCGUAGAGUUAGCAGAUUUCUGUCCGUAUUCACAAGAAUUCGAAUGGAAGAUGAUCAACUCUUCAAUUCGAAGAGAUUCAAGAUGUGAGCUAGAUGGCAAUAAUCGGAACGGAGAAGACAUUCUAGAAGUGUAUGGAAGCUCUUCUCGUUGUUUCGAUUUUGUAUCGCCUUGGACAGAACGAAAAUGCGGCCGUUUAAGAACUUUGACUCAUUAUAUGGCAGGGUGUUAUGAGCAUGUUUGUGAGAACAAUCGUCUGUACAUUGGUACGCAUAACUCAACUCUCUAUCCUUGCUACUUUGAUGGUCAGAAAGUUCAUAUUCAUCGAAUAACAGAAGGUUGGCUCAGAGAGGGUGUCAUCAUUUGUCCUCCCUGUCAAGAUUUCUGUAAUAAUUGCCAAGCAAUGCCAGAAAACGAUGAUUACAUAGGUGAUCCUGAAUUAGACGAACCGUGUAGUGCUACUUUGAUAUCUGUAAUUACUUCUUUAACAUUCGCAGUUCUAACUUGCCUGAUAUUAUCAUAA